CCUGUUCAAUCCCAUUAAUAGUCCCUUCCCAAAAAGAACCUCCCAUUAUUUCCCUUCCUUUCCCAUGCCUGAGAAAAAUGGGUGGUUAAAUGGGGUCUGAAAUUCAACAUCAUUGCCCUCUCUGCACCUUCAAUACACCUUACCCAAAAGCAAAUACAUCCAUGUGGUAUUUUGUUUCUGUACAACAGAAAUAAUAGAGUGAGUUGGAGGGUCUCUAUUUCUCUAUCUAUAAAAACCCAUCUCUGGAUCAGCCCAAACUUCCAUUUUCUGCAACUCUCCUGUGGCCUUAACAUAGAGUAAAUUUGAACAAGAAGAAGGUCUUGUUAUAAUCCCUUCUCUCAGUAGUUUUCUUUACAAGCUUUGAAAGACAUGGCCUUCCCUAGCCAAGAUUCAGAAGGGUCUUCCCAGAGGAAAUUGGGAAGGGGAAAGAUCGAGAUCAAGAGGAUCGAAAACACUACGAAUCGCCAAGUCACCUUCUGCAAGCGCCGGAAUGGACUGCUCAAGAAAGCGUACGAGCUGUCGGUGUUGUGUGAUGCCGAAGUCGCCCUCAUCGUCUUCUCAACCCGCGGCCGGCUCUAUGAAUAUGCCAGUAACAGUGUCAGGUCCACGAUUGAUAGGUACAAAAAGGCAUGUUCUGAUGUCUCGAAUACGGGAUCUGUUUCUGAAGCCAACACUCAAUAUUACCAGCAAGAAUCCAACAAACUGCGUCGACAAAUUAAGGAUGUACAGAAUUCAAACAGCUCUUCCAGGCACAUUCUGGGUGAGGCUCUUAGCGCCUUGACCUUCAAGGAGGUCAAGAAUCUUGAGACCAAGUUGGAGAAGGCCAUUAGUAGAAUUCGAUCAAAAAAGAAUGAAAUGCUGUUCGCUGAAAUCGAGCACAUGCAGAAAAGGGAGAUUGAGUUGCAAAAUGCUAACAUGUAUCUGCGGGCAAAGAUAGCAGAGAAUGAGAGAGCACAAGAGCAAAUGAAUUUGAUGCCAUCAUCUCAUGAUCAUCAGUACCAGACAAUGGGUGCUGGUUCACAGGCGCAACAGCAGCAGCCGCCGCAGUCAUACGAUGCCCGUAACUUCCUUCCGGUGAACCUCCUUGAGCCUAAUCACCACUACUCUCGCCACGACCAACCCCCUCUCCAACUCGUUUGAUAUUCAGAGACGCCUUUCUGUCAAGUGUUUCGAUAUCGGCUUUCAAGUUUAUCUGGCGUCAGAACUAUGUCUCUGAAAUUGUAAGGAUGAAAUGGUGGAUUCCAAUUAAGCUGAGUAAAAUGCAGGCAUUUGGUGUGUUUCCUUUUGGACACUACUAAUGUACUAUCUAAGUAUGUUGUUGCUGGACAAAUUAAGUGCUGCAUUAUGAAUCAAGAACAAAUAGCUAGUAGAGUAUUUUUCCUCAAA
Messenger RNA from Rhododendron vialii, 1386 nucleotides. Its product is annotated as agamous-like MADS-box protein MADS1. The transcript has 9 exons. Gene Ontology annotation, molecular function: RNA polymerase II cis-regulatory region sequence-specific DNA binding; protein dimerization activity; DNA-binding transcription factor activity, RNA polymerase II-specific. Lineage: Eukaryota; Viridiplantae; Streptophyta; Magnoliopsida; Ericales; Ericaceae. The record is from RefSeq and is a predicted model, not a curated record. Bases 370 to 1140 code for a protein of 256 amino acids. Gene Ontology annotation, biological process: positive regulation of transcription by RNA polymerase II. Gene Ontology annotation, cellular component: nucleus.